AACCAACGAGGUUGUUUGUUUCUCUGUUUUGAACAUUUGCAUAUGUAUGAAGUGUCAACACAGUGGCGCGGCAUGCGAGGCACGAGGCGGACUUUCCCACGCUCUUAGAGGCCAGGCUGGUGUCACGGGGCGCGCGCUGGGAGACCUCGGAGGUUUGGGUGCGGGACAUCGGCGGUUUUCAACAACAUUCGGGUCAUAUGGGAGAUUUUUCACUGUCAUUUGUGAAUAAUGAUAGCGUGUUAUCAGGGCUCACGACAUUCCAAGAUGGAAAAGGCCGACAUAUUGGAGAUGACCGUCCGCCAUUUGAGGCAUAUACAACGACAACAGUUUGCAGCCGUUGCCAAUUCCGACCCAACUGUCCUAAACAAGUACAAUGCCGGAUUCAACGAAUGCACCUCGGAAGUGAGCCGAUACCUCCAUUCCAUCGAAGGCGUGGACCCCGACAUCCGCGCCCGUGUUUUGGAUCAUUUAGCCACGUGCGUUGCUAACGCCACCGGGGUCAACUCGGAGGGGGAGAGAAGUUUCACCAUCCCGAAUGUUGCCUCGAUACGACCGAUGCCUACGCCACAAACCACCGUCUCUCCACGCGCCAGUGACGUUGAUGGGUCGGGCGUCGCUAACGUGGAAACGCCCAGUUCGUUUGGAAGUCCGCAGUACGCCCCCACUGGUCACGUGAUGCCGGAUUUCACCCCAGGGAAGGGCAUGGUACAGUCCAACGCAUGCGAAGUAAGCAGGUCUACUUCCGCCCCAGCACAAACGGCCACUGUGACGCCGUUGAGCGCGCAACAAAGUAGUUCCGGGAACGUGGCCAUAGGUGGCUUACAGGUCAUACCUACUCGACUUCCGUCGGGAGAAUUAGCGUUUGUUCUUCCUCAAAAUGUGAUAAACUCUGCGAGCCAAGUUCCGGCUCAAAGCUACAUCCUUCCUGUGUUUGCUGGGAAUACUGGCAUGGCUUCCAUGACGUCAACAGUCCAGCCGUCGGCCUCCAUAACGACAACAACGGCUCUACCACUCCCCGCGCAGGCGCAGUCUAUAUCCUCUAACGCGCAGAGUCAUCAACACGUUGCUAUGGCAACGCUACAAAGCUCCCAGCAGCCAGCAGCUCCAAUACGAAUAGACACGUCCUCGACUCAGAGUGCUUUCUUAUCCGCGCCUUCGAUUCUUUCAAUGAACGGUUUGUCCGGGACGGUGAAUCUCUCUCCAAAUUUUCCCUCUGCGAGUGGGCAGGCGGGGUCGAGCGUUCAACCAGCGGGGACUCAGUACCAGCCAGCGCUGCCUUCUAUCAUCAUGCUGCCGUCGAACUAUGGAAGUCUACAGCAGCCCUUUCAGGGGAUCACGCCCAAUCUCCCAGGGUUGGUAAAACCCGGGGAACCGUUCCACAUCCCUUCCCUGAAGGAAGAAGACGUCUGGAGACCGUGGUAGCUGAGCUCUGUUAUAAAUAUGCUAUAUAUUUUUUAUUCUCUGUUAAUUAUUUUGAAGUCUUUCUUGUGUUAUCCAAAUAAUAUUCAAGAAUCAAUAUGUUCAGUUCUAUUAAGUACUCAGC
Molecule: messenger RNA, 1543 nt
Organism: Lingula anatina
Lineage: Eukaryota; Metazoa; Brachiopoda; Lingulata; Lingulida; Lingulidae
Product: transcription factor HES-1
Biological process (GO): regulation of DNA-templated transcription
Molecular function (GO): protein dimerization activity; DNA binding
Source: RefSeq, a predicted model, not a curated record